This is a messenger RNA of Chiloscyllium plagiosum (whitespotted bambooshark), 1828 nucleotides long. The record is from RefSeq and is a predicted model, not a curated record. Lineage: Eukaryota; Metazoa; Chordata; Chondrichthyes; Orectolobiformes; Hemiscylliidae.
GGGCAGAGCAAGUCGCGCAGGAGUCCGGAAGGGCCGGGUCUGGGAGGGGACGGGGAUUGUGGGGGUGGUGAGGAAGUGGCGCCAGAGAUUUCAGCAGCUGGGCAGGAAAUGGUGCGGUCACGCGAGUUUGAGGAACACUGGUGGGUAACUCGCUUUUCUCAAAUCGCUCCGCAGACGUUCGGAGAGAGAGAGAGAGAGACAUUGGUGUCCCUGCAGUUUCCCCAGGAGCUCACGCCACAUCUCCUUGGGUGGAUGGAGUCUAACUGGAGCUGCGACCCAUCGCUGUCUGGAUACCGCUACUUCGGGGCAUCGCUGGGGCUGUCGGUGACCGCGGUGGGAGGCGCGGGGAAUCUGCUGACCGUCCUGGCUUUCGCGGUGGACCCCCGCCUGAGGAGCCGCUUCAACCUGCUGAUCCUGAACCUGACGCUGUCCGACCUGCUCUACUGCGCGUUCCUGCAGCCCGUGACCGCGGCCAGCUACCUGAGGAUGGGCUGGAGGGGGGGCCGCACGGCCUGCCGGGUCUUCGGCCUCCUGCUGUUCACCUCCAACUCCACCUCCAUCCUCUCGCUGGGGCUGAUCGCCGGGGCCCGGUACGCCCUGGUGCGGGGGUUAGGGCGCUCGCGCCGGGCCCUCCGCUGCUGCCCCCGGGGGGUCCUGAUGCCCGUCCUCCUGGCGGGCACCUGGCUCCUCUCUCUGGCCCUCUUCACCCCUCUCUGGCCCGUCUUUGAGUUUCAGCCGGCUGUCUGCACCUGCAGCUUCAACCGCGAGACAGGGAGGCCGUACACCAGCGUCCUGAUGGUGCUGCUCUUCGGGGUGGGCCUGUCCUCCAUUGGCGUCUUCUACUGCCUCCUGGCCAAGAGGGUGAGCGACGCACGCCGCGCUCUGGACGCGCACCGGCAGCAAAGGACGGCCCCGGGUGAGAUCGAGCGCUCCACCGCCUCCUGGCAGUCCGAGGGAGCUUCGGCGCCCCCUCCUCCGCAACCCCGGGCGGGGGGGUCGGACUCCCACCGCGUCACCCGGAUGUGCGUCGCCUCCUUCUGCGUCUUCGUGGCCUGCUACCUGCCCUUCUGCCUCCUCAACGUCCUGGACCGCGGCUCCCGGGCUCCGGUGAUGGUCCACGCCAUCGUUGCCGGCCUCACCUGGCUCAACGGCUGCGUCAACCCCUUCCUCUACGCCUUCAUGAACCGCCAGUUCUCCCAGGCCUACCGUCGGCUUUUCCACAAGGUGUGGGCAUGGUGUGCGCAGCGGAGCCCCAACAUCCUCAGUCACCGGGCCGUAGACCAAUCCGCCAGCGGGCAGAUCCUAAGCUCGUCGGGACCUGCAGAAAUGACACGGACAACACUUCCCCCAAGUCAACAGCCGUCUCACUGUUCUACGCAGUAAAAGGGAUUUUUUUUGAGGAGGUUCUAAAUCCCUUGUCUGGAUAUUUCUUCUUAAAUUCCUGAUUUUAGACAUUUUAUUCUGAAAUCCCACGCUUUAUUGUAAAUCUCCUGCUUAUAUGUUAUUUUUCCUAAAUCCCUGCUAUACACAUUUCCCCCUAAAUCCCUUAUUGAUAUAACAUUUUCCCAAAAUCCCCUGUUGUUACGUUGUUUUCCUAAUUCUCAUGUUUACCUGUAUAUGCAUUUUCCCUAAAUCCCUUAUUGAUAUAAUACUUUCAAUAUAUUCCUGUUGAUAAAUUGUUUCCCUAAAUCCCCUGUUGAUAUAUUGUUUUCCAAAAUCUCCUGUUGAUAAUUUGUUUCCCGAAAUCCAGGCACAAUUUAUCACGGCCAAUCCCACCCUAACCUGCACAUCCCUGGGCACUACGGGACAAUUUAGCACGGCCAAUCCC